Carcharodon carcharias (great white shark) is the source of this 11770-nucleotide messenger RNA. Its product is annotated as TPR and ankyrin repeat-containing protein 1-like. Gene Ontology annotation, molecular function: ATP binding; protein binding. Lineage: Eukaryota; Metazoa; Chordata; Chondrichthyes; Lamniformes; Lamnidae. Bases 1021 to 9903 code for a protein of 2960 amino acids. The record is from RefSeq and is a predicted model, not a curated record. The transcript has 25 exons.
AAGUUAUGUUUUCCUGGCAAUGACGUGGUUGCAGAGUGUUGGUUGUAGGCUGUCUGAGGAUGAAAAGCUCUCUCUCUCUCUCUCUCACACACAGCUUAGCAGCCCAGCAGACAGAGCCAUCCGGCGCUCUUAAUCCCUUUCCACUGUGGCUCCGGCUCUCUCUGCCUGUGGUGGGGAUGGGUGGAAGGCUCCAAGGUGUAAAAUGUCGCUCCUUCUCAUUCUAGCUGCCUGUCAAUACCUGCGGAGAGGGACACUGAGCACGUUAAACCAACUUCGGCCCUCACUCUGUAACGUUGCUGCUCAAUUUCCUGCUGAGUUGCUGAUUUUGUUUUGGUGUUCUUGGAGCCCAGUGCCCCCGCUUUUCUUGUAGUACGACUGCUACCUGGGGCCACCUUAUCAAACCUGUGCAUACUGGGAGCUUGCUGAGGGGUUUUAUUCCCCUCCCCGGAGGAUAUUCUGGGAAUUGAGUCUAAUCUAAUUGCUGUGGUUUAGUAUCCCCUCAGUUGAAUGCUGGACAAUUUAAAGCCUUUGCUGCUGUUGACCUUUUUUUGCUUGAAAAAAAAAAUUCAGUUGCUGAGAUCUCGGUAUUCUGAUUUAGGAUUUAUCCGCCAGUGAAGCAGCAGUGUUAAGAACAGCCCUUUCCAAAUCUCCAGGCCCAGAAAAAUCAAACUGGACAAGCCAAGAUAGAAGAAGUAGAAGCACAAAAGGACUAAAACUCGGAGCUUUGAGAUCCCUAAGGACAUAUGGUCUUAGGACUCCAGGUUCCAGACCAGUCUUAAGAGAGAAGAAGCUCUUGGCUUUGUGGGCUUCGACAGCCCAAUGUGAGAGAGAGAUGGUCCCAAGUCGAGGGUCGCAUCCUGCAGCUAUCUAAGUAUUCCGGGAGAUUUGUAUUGGCAUGGCCGGGAUAGGAAGAAUCAUCAGAACAAGCUUUAAUGCUGGUGGUUGAUUAAAGAAACUCCGAAAACUGAGGAACACGCCAGGAGACAGUCACUCAGAGCUACUACUUGAUGAAAUGGGAAUAUGGAAACCCAUUGGAAGCUGAGAUCAACUGUGAACUGUGCUAGCAUGGAACUGAAUAUUGAAAUAGCACAUCAAUUGAAAGCUAUCGGAAAUGAAGCAUUUAAACGACGGCUUUACGUUAUUGCAAUCCAGAAAUAUGAUGAAGCUUUGAACAUUCUGCAUCAUUUGCAGCAAUGUGGGAGGGAAUUGGCUGUGCUAUAUUGCAACAGAUCGAAUGCCUUUUAUAACCUGGAAAUGUGGGAACAUGCUUAUGACUCUGCACGCUGUGCUACUACUAUGGACCGUACUUUUAUCAAGGGCUACUACUGGGCUGGCAAUGCCUUGCUGAAGAUGAACAAUGACAUUGGAGCAUAUCAGUUUUUCUGCGAAGGGCUACAUAUUCUGGACAUGGACCGAGAACAAUCUCAAAAUCAAAUUGCAGAUUUCAUAGUGGGAAUCCUGAUAGUUUAUGGGACUAACAGCAGCUGUCUUGAGGUCUUAAAAUGGAAAUGCUAUAAUUCCUCAAUUUGGCAAAUAGCUAUUGAAAAAGCUGCAAAAAAAAACUUAUGGGAGGCCCUUCACUUUGUCCUCUGUGAAUGGAAACCCAUCCCUGGAAUCCACUACAAUGCUGCACAAAUCUCGCUUAAGGAACUAUUUGCGUAUGGGCAUAGACCUACCCAUUGCAAAGGAUGGAUAACGUCGCUGUUGCGUACCUUAGUGUCUCAUGGUGCAAACCUUGAAAGCAUUGGACCAUUCCCACUUCAUUCCAUCCUCAAACUUGCUAUAAGGACCAAUGACAGAAAACUUCUUAAGUGGAUUUUUGUACAAAAGCCAUAUCUACAGAGCAUGAUUAACCAACAGGAUGAAAAUGGCCACUCCCUUCUACAUGUGGUGGCUUUCUGGCAGAUAGGGUUGGAUGGAUAUAGUCGGAGAUUUCAGACUGAAGAUGUGCAUCUCCUUCUGCAGUUUGGAGCUGAUCCUAGUAUUCCCGAUAGAAGGAACAAGUUUCCAACUGACUACCUAAAGAAAAAUAAAAACUUUAAAGCGGUCGAUUUUAUCAGUAGACGUUGCUCAGCAACAGCGGCAGACUCAGUGUUCCAAGAAGCAGCAAACCAGAUGGAGGAGAAUGAAUCUGCUUGUGCAGCUGUCACAUUUGAAGAGGCUGUUGAGCAGUUUAUGCAGUUUUGCAACUUGGGAAGAGAGGAGUCUUGUAAGGAUUUGUUGGCCCAAACUGAAGUCCAGGUAUUUCUACAACAACUGUCCACCCUGACAGAGAUUAACAUGGCCACUUUGUGGAAUGUUGAGUGUAAGGUUGCAAGCAGAUUGAUCAAGCAGCUUCUUCACAGACAUAGAUGGCACGAUGUCUUGCUCUUACUAACUGGGGGAAGCAACGAAAAACAAAGCAAACAGCCUGUUCUGAAAUGUGACCUCUCGGGUCUGGAUCUUUGCCCCAUCAUUGUUAAACUUGACCAGCAAGAGGGCAGAGAAUGGCUUCUGCAGAAUUUAAUAGACCAUGGAGCCCCUCCAUGUGGAGUUGGUACUAAAGAAAGUCCAAUGCAGCUGUCUUUGAAAAAAAAGGACUUCAACCUUGUGCAUCUCUUGCUAAUCAAUGGGGCGAAUCCACAGCAUCUUACUCUCACCCCAGGCGACACACCCCUUCACGCUGCAGUUUGUAUUGUUCUCGACAAAAAAGAUGAGUUUGGUUUGCACAUCCUGAAAUAUCUGUUGGAAAAGUAUAGCUCUGAUGCAAUUACGUUUCCAUAUCUGAAUCCCAGCAGCUCUCAGGAUAAUGAUGGAAAUACCUUGCUGCACAUUAUAUUUCACAAACCCUAUUCUAAAAAUCACGAGGAAAUAAUGGAUCUGAUAGCCAAGUUUGAAAUCAGCAGCAAGAUAAAAAACAAGGAAGGGAAACUAUUUACGUAUAAAAUUAAAAAAGAUGACCCACGGUUUAAUCUGUGGAAUAAAGCAACAUCACGAAAUCGAAAGAAGAGAGAACAAAAUGACCAGAGUCAGAAGUCACGGCCUUCAAAAAGUGUGAAGAAUGCAUUGAGCAGAAAGUGGCCUUCUCACCAGAAGACUGAGUCUUUGGAGAGUUCACAGCCUGACGAGCUGCCUCAGCUUAACGCCUCCUGUGAGGCUUCCUUUCAAGCAGAUGAAACAAGCGUUGCUUUAACUUCAGAAGAAAUCCUAGUGAAUGAAAUUACAAAACUGAUUCAACAACUUAAUGUGAUUGAGACACCAACGGAAGCAAACCCUCCCAAACUACCCUUUUCCAACAGUUUGCUCAGUGAUUCAAUUCAGACUUCGGAGACGAAAGCUCCAGUUCUUGAAACUGGCUCUUUGCAAAAUACUGACAAUAUUGAAUCUGAAAUGUUGAAUGGGACCACAAAACAUUCAAACUGUGGUACGGUGCAGCAAGAUCCAAAACCUGAAGAAGUGACCAAUUUACAAGAUCUGGACUUUGAUAAUAUGGCAUGGGAGAUUGAAUGUACAUCAGAGUUGCUGAAAAAGCUCAGUUGCAGAGACGUCCCUCAGCAAAUGAAAACAAAAACUGUGAAGGUGAUUCAGCAACUUGGCAAUGGAGAAUGGACUCAGAGCCUUCAGAAACCACUCAAGCACCUGAACAGCCCCAUCAAGCUUUAUGAAGCUAAACUUGACAAAGGAGGAAGAAUGCUUUGGGAACUAGCAGUGGACUUUUCACCGCGCUAUAGUGAGAAGCCGGAGGCGAUUUUUGAAUCGGAGCUUUCUUCUCAUCCUCAAGAGAGAGUCACGGGAAGGGUAUACAGUGAGAUUAUUCGAAUUUGGGAUAUCAUCCUGGACCACAAUAAACUCAAACGUGCAUUGGAUAUGAUCUGUAGUUCUUAUGACCGUGGACAAAACUGCAUUCUCCGGAAGACGCUUAAAGGGAUAACCAAAGCUGUGCUUACCUCAAAUUUACAUGUUCAAAAGAGGAUCCCAUUGAUCUUUGUGGAAUGUAUUGAUUGGAAUGAACGAAAAGAAAAAGUGUCUGAAUAUUUCCCACCUGCUAGUGCAGUGGAGACAGAGUAUAACAUAAUGAAGUUCCAUAGCUUUAGCACCAAUAUGGCACUUAACAUCCUUUCUAACCCGGAGUCUAGAGUUGAAUAUCCUUUUCGAGUAGGAGAGUUGGAGUAUGCAAUAAUUGACCUUGUCCCUAAGCCAUUACAAGCAAUCAUUCUGAUUGGGCGAAGUGGAACGGGGAAGACUACUUGCUGUCUCUACCGACUUUGGAAACAUUUCCAAUCCUACUGGGAGAAAACGCAAGUUGGAAACCCCUGGUUGGUGCGACAGGUCUGGCAUAAAAGGAAGAUGGGGCCCAUGGAAGAUGGCGAAAAGGAAGCAGUGGUGAUAAAUGGCAGAACAGAUUGCUCUGAUUCUGUGGAUGGGGAAAAGGAUUUUGAACUUGUGGACCAAAACAAUGAUUUGGAUCAGAAUGGAAUGGCAUUUGAUGAUUAUUGCAAUGAGUUGACCAAUGGCCAUGGAGCUGUGCUGGCGACUUCAGAUGAUGCUGAUAAACUUGAACACCUGCAUCAAGUCUUUGUUACCAAAAACCAUGUCCUGUGCCAGGAAGUCUUGAAAAACUUUAUAGAGCUUAGCAAAUCUACCAAAGCUACAGACCACUUCAGACCCCUAGAGCCUACGCUUUACAGACUUCAGGACGUUAAGGAUGAGAAUUUUCCCCUGUUCAUAACCUCAGAACAAUUGCUGUUGUUAAUUGAUGCAUCCUUGCCAGACCCUUUUUUCCCUCGAAAUGAAGAUGGCAGCCUAAAAAAGACAAUUGUGGGUUGGUCUGUUCAAGAAGAUAUGACAAUACCAGAUUUAGGAGAAGAGGAUGAAGAAGAGGAGUAUGAAGGAGAAUUUCUGGAUGAUGAAUGUAGGGCUACAGAGGGUCAUACCAAAGAAUUUGAUCCUCGUAUUUUUGUGACCUACGAGGUAUUUGUACAUGAUCUUUGGCCCAAAAUGGUAAAAGGCAAAUCUGCUUUUAAUCCAGCUUUAGUGUGGAAAGAGAUCAAGUCCUUUUUGAAGGGUUCUAUUGAAGCUUUAAAUAGUCCUCAAGGUUGCCUCACAGAAGAACAGUACAUUAAAUUGGGAAAGAAGAGAGCACCAAAUUUCCAGGAAGACCGAACUGAAAUCUAUCGCUUCUUCUGCUUGUAUCAGCAGAUAAAAUCACAGUUCAGAUACUUUGAUGAGGAAGAUGUAUUGUACAGCUUAUCACAGCGAUUAUCCAAGUUAGAUGAACUGCCAUGGUCUAUUCACGAAUUGUACGGGGAUGAAAUACAGGAUUUUACCCAAGCAGAGCUUGCUACCCUCAUGAAAUGCAUCAAUGACCCAAAUUCCAUGUUCCUUACUGGUGAUACAGCUCAAAGCAUAAUGAAGGGGGUUGCUUUCCGCUUCAGUGACCUGCGUUCUCUCUUUUAUUAUGCUCACGAUUGUAAUUACAAUGAAAAGAAACAGUGUAAUGUAGUAGUGCCGAGCAGAAUAUACCAGCUGCAUCAGAACUACCGAUCACAUUCAGGAAUCUUGAAUUUGGCCUCUGGUGUAGUGGAUCUUCUCCAGUACUAUUUUCCAGAGUCUUUUGAUCGCUUACCGAGAGACACUGGCCUCUUUGAUGGACCAAAACCUUCCCUGCUGGAGUCCUGUAGUGUCAGUGACUUGGCUAUUUUGCUUAGAGGAAACAAACGGAAAUCCCAGCCAAUAGAAUUUGGUGCUCAUCAGGUUAUUCUGGUUACAAAUGAAAAGGUGAAGGAUACAAUACCAGAAGAGCUUAACCUGGCCCUUGUUCUGACAAUAUAUGAAGCCAAAGGUUUGGAAUUCGAUGAUGUCCUCCUCUAUAAUUUCUUCACAGAUUCUGAGGCUGAUAAGGAAUGGAGGGUCAUCUCCUCUUUUCAACCUUCACCUCAGUCAAAAGACAACUAUGGGCCAUUACUGGAGCAACCAAUGGACGAUACAAUUUCACAAAGCAGGCCCCUUGAAUUCAAUGUGGAACUGCACAAGCUGCUCAAUUGUGAACUCAAACAAUUGUACACAGCCUUCACACGAGCAAGGGUGAACUUGUGGAUCUUUGAUGAAAACAAAGGGAAACGUGAACCAGCCUUCAAGUACUUCAUCAGCAGAGAUUUAGUCAGAGUCGUCAAAACCGAUGAAAACAAAGAGCUUGAUGACAGCAUGUUUGUUAAAAUCUCAACAAUGCAAGAAUGGGCAGAAAGAGGUGACUACUUUGCAAAACAUCAGUGUUGGAAGGUUGCUGCCAAAUGCUACCAGAAAGGUGGGAAUUUGGAAAAAGAGAAACUGGCAGUAGCACACGAUGCCGUUCUCAAUGUACAGGUCAAAAAAAGAAGCCAGAGGGAAAUUCAAAAUGAAUACCUCCAGCUGGCCAAGACUUACCUGGAAUGCAAAGUGCCGAAACUGUCACUGAAGUGCUUAAGAAACGCAAAGGAAUACAAGCUCUGUGCAGAACUACUUGAGAAAUUAGGAAAGGUGGGAGAUGCAGCUUGCUUGUUCAGAAAAGCUCAGUGUUACAGACAGUCUGCGAGAUGCUUUGAGCAAGUGCACAAAUUUGAAUUGGCGCUUAAAACGCUCUGUCGUGGUGAAUUAUACAAUGAAGCUGCUCUGGCUCUCGAAAGAUUUGAAGAGAUUCUUCAUCAAAAGAAUCAGAUUUUCACAAAGCUUCCAUACUCUGCGGAUCAGUUCCGUUUAGAGGCUGCUGCCAUGUAUCUGAGGGAGAACAAGCUCACUGAAAUGAUGGUCUCCUUGUCUUACCUUGACCCUGAAGACCAGCUAGUUUUCCUCAAGUCAAGCAAGUGUUUGUCUCAAGCUGCUGACCUCCUGAAAAAGCAGAAGCGGGAAGAGGAAGCUGCUCUUUUGAUGCGAGAGCAUGGAAAGCUCCAAGAAGCAGCAAGGCUUUCAAACAAGAAGGAGUUUCAAGCUGAGUGCCUUGUUGCUGCAGCCCGAGUGAGUCUACUCAAAGAAAGCAAAGGAGAAGAAAUAGACAAAAAAAGUAUCCAAGAAAUGUUGGACGAAGCGACCCAACUCUUCAAAAUCAGAAAAGGGCAGCCCUCCGAUAUAGCAGAAGCCAUGCUACUGAAAGGCCUUCUAAAUAAAGACACCGAUGUGGUCAGAGACGCUUUUGACAUUUUUGUUCAUGAAAAUAACAGUGCUGGAGCUGUGGAGAGCCUCUUUUUUUUACAACAGAAAGGUACUGAGGCUUUGUCAGAUUUUGGACGAUCACUGACUUGCCUGGAAAUGUUGUUGCAGUUGGUGAAAGCACUCAAGAAUCCCCAGAACAAUGCUGAGAAAGAAAUGGUCAAAGCUUGCUAUGCAUUUUUUGGAAUUUCACCAGUGGAUGCCAAGUAUGGCAGAAUUCCGCUGUAUGAAGGAGUGAGAAUUUUGCAGCUAGAUUUUAACCUAGAUCUAAAUGAAAAGCAAGGCAGCUUCUACAAAUGUGAAAUGAAAAAAGUUAGGAUCUUACUACAGAAGCACUUAUUGCUACACCUUUGUGACUUUGCUGAUAAAAUUAAGUCAGCGGGACAGAGUAUUCCAGAUGUUUGCCCGAAGUUUAUCUGUGGCUUGCGCUGCAAGUCUCCUUCCUGUCAAGAUUAUCAUAGGACUUUGAAAAGGUAUGAAGCAAAAUAUUCAAUUGAAGCCAAGCUGUAUCUGACUGUUCUAAAUGGAAUAUUGCUGGAAGCAAAACAUUCCUAUCCCAAAGAGACUUUUCCAGAAGUUGAGAAAAUUGAAGAUAUUCUCACUGGUGACCCAUAUGCAUUAUGUACCUCUCUGCUGAACGCUUUUUACCCAAAACAUUUUUAUCAGUGGGUUAUAUCCGAGAGCCCUAGAGCUUGCUGGGAUGUCUUGGGAUUAGUGAAGAAGAUUACAUUUCAGAGUUUCCGGUCUGUACUGAGGGACUACAUAACUCAUUGUUUUGAAUAUUCUUCAGAUCAGAAAAGAAGAGAAUCAACAGACUUGUGGGUACAGGCCCAACAGGUUUACCUUCUAACUUGUGACUACCCCAAGAAAAUUGAAGACCUGCUCUCAAAAGAAGAACAAGCAUAUGACUCUGAACGAAAGAAAUGUGAAAAAGGCACAGAUGUUCAAGACAAAAGGAGGAAUCAUGGAGCCCUUAAAGGCAAGCUUGGGAUGUUGAGUACCAACACACUACAUUUAUGUAUUUUCAGGCUUCUAGUUAUGUCUAUGAAGAAUUUUUAUGAAGACUCAGACCCAGAGCAAUGCAUUCACAACUUCUACCGGUUCAUGAAUGUACUUAUUAGGAGAUGUAUUGAUCCCCUCAUCCCAAGUAUAGCCAACACUGUCACUGUGCUUGAAUUUCAGUUUAUUUUAUGUUGUUCCGUCCUUAUGCAUUUCACAAAGAACCUUGUUGUCUGUCUUCCAAGGAGUUUCAUAGCUCUUUUCCAUUACUGGAACUUCAUGUUCAAACCUAAAGGCAAACACAAAAAGCCCAAAGAUGCCUUUGACAUCAUAAAUGAAUACAAGCCAAAGGAUGUGCCCAGACUGAUAAGUAGAAUGAAAAAACAUUUGUCCUACCUGGGCAAAGUCUUGUGUGGUGAGCAGAGCAGAAACUUCAAUGUGCUUUUGGAUGCUUUCAGUGAUCCAGAUUACACUUCAUCAGGAGAGGCGGAAAGGACAGCGGUUCUAUGUGUGGUGAUGUUGAUAAAUGCAAGAUAUGUUCUGGAACCUCAAAUGGAAAAGGUAAUCAGAUGUAACCUCAGAGAGGUACAGAAUAAGUUGAUAAAAAUCAGCCAAGACCAUGGGUCAAAGGUUCCAGCAAGACUCAUUGAUCUUGUUAAAAAUGUUAAUAGAGCACAAGGUGGCAGAGAUGUGGUGAACAGCCUUCAGGAGUUACUGAGUAAGAGAGAUGAUGAGUAUUUGCAUGACUGCAUCUGGAAAUGGGAUCACCACUUUGGCCCUGGUUCAGUGCGGGGUAUUUACUUUCAGAACAUAAAUGCCGAAAGAUUUACUGAUGAAUAUCGAAUAAAAAUCGAUGAAAUUGUACUCAUGCCAGAGGAAGAACAUGGUGCUCCUGAAGUUGCUCAGUACCUUGAAGAAAAAGAUGAUCAUCUCCAGGACAUGGCUUCUGAAUUGCAGAAAGCCAACUUGAGACGGAAAUGGCAACUUUUACUACAUGUAAUUAGUGUGUGCAAAUUCCUGCUAACACUCCCAAUGCAAACAGCUUCAGAAGCUGCCCAAAUGAAGAGAGAGGUUCCCAGCAAUUUCAGAGAGGCUCAAAUCGAUAAGACACAGUGCGAUAUUUGUGGAGUGAAAUUUUCCAGAGGCUCUAAAAGCUAUGCCGACUUUUGUCGAGAGCAAGAAUGUGAAGAGGCUACUAACCAUAUCUCAGAAAACUGGGAAGAGAAUGAAGAUGAAGGAGAAAGUGAAAAUUUAUGCUUGCGUGAAUGCUUUGAAACCCACAUCAGACUUGAAGAGCACAUAAAGAAAGAAGAUGCCUACAAUUCUUAUUUGAUUUACUUCAGAGGAUCUGUGGAGCCUAUCAUGAGCAAAGGCAGAAAUAUGCUGUACCAUCUUGAGGAAAUGGCGACAGAUCACCUGACAUCUAAAGCACUAUCAAAAGUGAUAUAUGGAAAACUGCAGAGCAAUAUUGAUGUAAUUGUCAAUUUAAUAGACAAUAUCUACAACCACAAGACCUGGGUAAAAGGUGAGGAAAUAUUGUCACAGAAAAUUGCCACGCUUCAGGAGAUUGUAAAUAAAGCUGACAUAAAGCAGAAGCAAGCCCUCUGCCUGACUGAUGAUGGAGUUGAAGCUAACCAGAAUGCAACUUAUUUUGAAGAAGGCUUAGAAGAUGGACAAGAAAACUUCGAUGAAUUACGCUCCAGGAAAAAAAGAAAGGAUGCCAAAAGAAAGCGAAAACACUAGCUUGGAACCAAGCUUUACAGUGGGUGGGGGAGGAGGGAGCGGGUGUAUAGGAGAAGAUCAGAAUUUCACUGAAUACCAGCUUUCAUAUAUCAGUUAUAUCUCUGAUCAUACUGAUUGAAUGUUAACACAUCAUUCUGCAUUUUCCAAUAGUCACAUACUUGGAUAAUUGUUAAGUCUCUUUAUUCCCCUACUUUUUAACCAAUUUAACGUCCACAUCAGAUGAGCCCUUCACAAAGACCAGCUUUUUGAAACUGUUUAAAAUAUUGACAAUAUGAUGUGUCUCUUUUCUAAGACAGUAUGGUUAUUUUCCCAUUUCUUUUACAACAAAUUCAUUUUUUUCCAUAAUUUGAUAAUUGUCUUGACCUUGGGAUCAGAAAAACACAAUCAACCUAUUUAUAUCAAUAUAUUUUGCAUCCUUGAAACAGAGGUGCUGUUGUUCAGAUUGAAGGAGAUUUUGCUGAUAUGAGCUGGUGGAACUUCUGGGCUGCAAGACUUGCCCAUUGCGUCUUUUAACCAGAACUGUUGAUGUGGUAUUGCAUGCUUACUGUACAAAAUCAUCUUGGAGAUGUAACCAGAAGGUCAUUUUUAACUUUGAUUUUUUUAAAGUAGGGAACUGAUCUUUCCUCAAAUUCUUACUCAGUGUCUUACCACUGAAUGACACUGCCUCCCAGUGGUAGUACAGAGCUGAUGUUUUCUGGUUGUUUUUAUUUAUCAUGACAAUUGCACCUCAAUUUACAGGACGCUGUUGAAUUUGAAAUAUUACAUUGAUUUGUUGGUAUACAAAAAUAAUUCAAAGAUGAAAGCAUUGUAAGAUGAUUGUAAUAUUUAAUUUACCUAUGUGAAUUUAGUUUAUCUGUAUUUUUCAUGAAGUUAAACAAUUUGUUUCAAGAUUUAAUGGAUUUUUUUUGCUUGCAUUUGCAGUACUUGUUUACAGAUACACGCUUACUUUGGACCAAUUUUUUUUUCACUAAAAUCGACUUUAGCUUAUUCUCUUAAACGAAAUGUAAAAAAGGCAUUUGCAGCCUACUAUUAAUACAAAGUUACGUUUUGAUCGAUGGAGGGGUGGGGGGAAUAUCUGUAUUACUCAGUAAUUUGAAUUCAGCAAUUCAUAGAGCCAACAUGAGGCAAUUUUUUUUGCUGUUGCAAGAUUUGAAUUUGAAUUAACAGCUUGAAUGAUGCUGUUUUGAAUUGGGUAGACAAAACAGUAAAAAUUGAUUGAUACAGAUAAGAAAAUCCUUCCAAAUAAUGGACUUUUGUUGAAGGUUUGAAACUUUUUUAAGAAUGAUCCGCAGAUUGUGAAAUUUCUAAUCUACGAUGGUUUAAGAGUUUAGGGGGGUUUUUUUUAGCAAUUUUAUUCAUUAUUAUUGAAAUAAGAAACUGUCAAGACGGCAGAUGCACACACAUCUUAUCAGUUUCUUGACAUUUGAAAUUAACUGUAACCAAACUGAAUAAUUUGAAACCAACGCCGUCAGGAUUGCAUUGUUUGCUCUGCAAGAAGCUGCCUUCCAAGAUUAAAAUAAUUCUGUACAGCAUGUGAAAUUUCCUUUGUUCUUGGAAAAAGUCUAGUUUUAAGGACAAAGGAAUGAACAAAUACAUUGCUGAGUUGCGCAUGUAGGUUACAAUAUGUAUAUUUUAAAUUUUACCAAUUGAUUUUUUUCUAGAAAAUUGUGUGUAUUGUAAUGUUUUACCAAUUGACUGAAGCUUUAGUUUUUCUAGACACAUGACUUUGAAGAGUACUAAAGGAGAACCUGGUCUCAAUCAUUAUUUUUACUGAGAUGCCUUUUCUGGCAUCAAGUUUGUAAUAAUUGUUCUAAGAAUUCCUGUGUUUUUUGGUCUGUAUUACUGAAGUAAAUCAUUUUCCACACUG